AUGCCACCCCAACCCCCACCGCCCCUCACCAAGCCCCAUAAGCCCUACUUCUUCUACGGUCACCGGAAGCCCACUCAGAACCGCCCCACCGUACGUGGAGGCCUGUUCUCCAACCGCCAAUUACUCAACCCUAAAAAAUUAAGCUUCCCCACCACCACAACCGAGCCCUUUGACCUACAAAAGUGGGACCCAGAUGACAAAAAUAACCAGGGAGCACGAUAUACGAAGGACCCGUCGGAGCAAUUCUUCUCCGUGGCCAAAAAUCUAUCGCCCAUUGCUAGAUACAUUGUGGAUGCGUUCAGGAAACACAGGCAGUGGGGGCCUCAACUAGUGGCGGAGCUCAAUAGGUUGCGCCGUGUCACGCCUAAUCUGGUGACGGAGGUUCUGAAGUUUCCCAAUGUUGAUCCUAGGCUCUCUUCUAAAUUCUUUCAUUGGGCUGGUAAGCAGAAGGGAUACAGACAUGAUUUUGCGUGUUACAAUGCAUUUGCCUAUUUUUUGAAUAGGGUGAAUCAGUUUCGGGCUGCUGAUCAGGUGCCUGAGUUAAUGCAUAUGCAAGGGAAACCGCCCAGUGAGAAACAGUUUGAAAUAUUGAUCAGGAUGCACGCUGAUGAAAACAGGGGUCUGAGGGUGUACUACGUGUAUGAGAAAAUGAAGAAAUUCGGGGUGAAGCCAAGAGUCUUUCUGUAUAAUAGAAUAAUGGAUGCCUUAGUUAAGACCGAUCAUCUAGAUUUAGCCAUCUCUGUUUACAAUGAUUUCAAGGAGGAUGGGUUGGUGGAAGAGAGUGUCACUUUUAUGAUUUUGAUAAAGGGCUUGUGUAAAGCAGGACGGAUGGAUGAAGUGUUUGACCUUUUAGGUCGGAUGAGGAAUAAUCUGUGCAAACCAGAUGUGUUUGCUUACACAGCAAUGGUAAAGGUGUUGGUUUCAGAGGGAAAUCUGGAAAGUUGUUUGAGGGUUUGGGAGGAAAUGCAGAGGGAUGGGGUUCAUCCUGACGUCAUGGCUUAUUCCACUUUAAUCAUGGCAUUAUGUGAAGGGAACCGGGUUGAUAAAGGUUAUGAAUUGUUUAAGGAUAUGAAAGAGAGGAAGUAUUUGAUAGAUAGAGCUAUUUAUGGGUCUUUGAUUGAAGCAUAUGUGGCAGAUCAGAAGGUUGCUUCGGCUUGUGAUUUGCUAAAAGAUUUGAUGGACUCAGGAUACAGGGCUGAUUUGUCAAUAUAUAACUCCCUUAUCAAAGGUCUAUGCAAUGUGCAACAGGUUGACAGGGCUUAUAAACUUCUCCAAGUAACAAUUCAAGAGGAUCUCCAGCCAGAUUUUUCUACUAUAAAUCCUAUCUUGGUGUCUUAUGCAGAGUUAAAAAGAAUGGAUGAAUUUUGUAUAUUGCUUGCACAAAUGCAGAAAUUGGGUUAUUGGUUAAUUGAUGAUCUGUCGAAAUUCUUCUCUUUUAUGGUGGAGAAGGAUGACAGAGUAACAAUGGCUUUAGAAGUGUUUGACUACUUGAAAAAGAAAAACUAUCGUACUGUUUCAGUUUACAAUAUAUUUAUGGAGUCUCUGCUCAAGAAUGGUGAAGUGGACAAGGCAUUAGAACUGUUUCAUGAGCUCAAUGAUUCAGACUUGGUUCCUGACUCGAUAACUUACAGUAAUGCAAUUCUAUGUUAUGUUGAAGUUGGAAAUAUACAUGAAGCAUGUACGUGGUACAACAGGAUCAAAGAAUCCUCUUCAGUUCCCUCAAUUGCUGCCUAUUAUUCUCUUGGUAAAGGCCUUUCCAGAAUAGCAGAAGUAGAUGCGGUCAUAGCACUUGUUCGUGACUGUUUAGCCCAUGUUACAAGUGGUCCGAUGGGUUGCCCUCCAGACAGUGUUAUAUAUGUGGCUAUCAUCUAUGGCAUGUGCAAAUAUGGAACAAUUGAAGAGGCAAGGAAAGUAUUUGCGAUUGAGAAUGUGAAGAGUACUGAGGAGUAA
Molecule: messenger RNA, 1950 nt
Organism: Fraxinus pennsylvanica
Lineage: Eukaryota; Viridiplantae; Streptophyta; Magnoliopsida; Lamiales; Oleaceae
Source: the annotation of a GenBank genome assembly